Molecule: messenger RNA, 2279 nt
Organism: Erpetoichthys calabaricus (reedfish)
Lineage: Eukaryota; Metazoa; Chordata; Cladistia; Polypteriformes; Polypteridae
Gene: vps37ba
Product: VPS37B subunit of ESCRT-I a
Exons: 4
Coding region: 84-950 (288 amino acids)
Biological process (GO): ubiquitin-dependent protein catabolic process via the multivesicular body sorting pathway; protein targeting to vacuole; protein targeting to membrane
Cellular component (GO): ESCRT I complex
Source: RefSeq, a predicted model, not a curated record
GCGGUGCUUCCGGUUUCGGAGCAGUCAAUUCGAGAGCGGAGUUGUGAGGAGCAGCCAGUUGGAUUAUCAAGAAUACAACCGAGAUGUCGGUGAACGGGAGUAAAAUAAACGCUUUGUCUAUCAUGCAGUUAAAUGAGCUGCUGGAGGACGACGAGAAACUCAACCAAAUGGUCCAGGAAACAGACGAGGUACAAAAUGUACAGCUGACAAAAGAGAUGACCCUGGUGGGAAACCGCAGAUUAGCAGAAGAAAACCUCCAGCACCAGCCCAAGCUGGACUGUCUGAAGAUCCAACUCGUCAAGAGGUACCAGGAACUGCAGACGCUCUUCGAGUCCUACCAAAUGAGGAAGGCGACACUAGAUAAUCAGACCUGCGCCACUUCUAUCGACACACUCCUGGCACUGCUGCAGACGGAAGGAGCAAAAAUUGAAGAGGAGACGGAGAACAUGGCAGAAUGCUUUCUGGAAGGCGAAACCGUUUUGGACGCAUUCAUCGAUGAGUACCAGAGCAAGAGAAAGCUGGCACACUUGCGGAGGGUGAAAAUCGAGAAGCUGCAGGAGGUGGUCUUGAAGGGUCCUCGUCUGCCACAGCUGCCUGUUCUUAAAGUGCCAGAAAAGACUUUUGUGACCCCUGGGCUCCCGGCUGUGCAAGUGGACAGCAGCACCCCACCCGUUCCUAUGCCUAGGAGGGCACCUCCUCCGCCUCCAGCGGUCAGUGGUGGUCAGCCCACGCCCUUCAUCGCGGCCGCUGGUUCUGCAGCAGUGGCAGGUCCACCCAACAUGUCGUACCCCAGCCCACCCUAUCCCCCAAUCCCACCACGAACAGGACACGUGUUUCCCAGUCACGCCGUGGCCCAGGGUUACCCCACUCCAUUUGUGCCCCAGUACCCGCCAGCUUUACCUCAGAGACCCGCUCGCCUUCCGUCACAGCCUGGCUUCAUCAUACAGUGACAGGAGACUGGCGGGGGCAGACUUGGUGACGUUAAGGCCGAUUUGUUGGGCUUUUUUGGGGGGGGGGGGGGAUGCAUCAUUGCCAAGAAAUUAUUGAGGAAAAGGGGAGAAAUAGGAUUAGGUAUGAUGAGAGUUCUAUUAGUUAUUUUUUAUUUGUAACUUCAUUAUCCUGUUGGUCUGUUAGGGAGAAGAAGAAAUUUGGCAAGUGAACUGAUGUGCCCCCCCAUACCCCCCCCCCUUCUCUAGUACCGUGCGUGUCCAUGAGCCGCUCUAUCAAUUUACUUAGCGAUUUACCAGGCAAGGGAGACCCAACCUGACAAAAGGUGCGGGACGUGACGGGAAGAAGCCCGGCCACUGGGGGGCUGAAUGAGGUGAGACCUGCGACCAAAGACCCCACUCUCCUGUUACCAACGUGUCCGCUUUGUUUUGGGUGAAUUUUGUGGCAGGUUUGUAAUUUUGUAAAUUUUUUUUAUAAUUCCACAAUUGUCACUAGGAAUAAAAAAAGAAAACUUUAAACGCAGCAGCGACAACCAGCGGAGCACCGGCCAGGUUUGAACUCUUACACCAUGGACCCAGCCUUCUAGUAAGAUCAUGUGGCACAUCUUUUUAUAUAGAAACUAUUUUUAUGUCGUCGUGAGUGUCAAGUGGCAGCCGUGUGUCGGAGUAGCCCACCGUUGUCACUCCAGUGCCUUGAUGGGAGUUGGGACCCUGCUGUGCUGAGGUGACUGGACGCCGCGCUAGGCCAGCUUUUACUUCACACGUCGUCACCUUCUGGGCCCUCGCUUGAUGUCUCCGCCGGCUCUUUAUGGGCUGCGUAGUCUCAGGAAGGUGACAGAGGGCGGCUGCUGCCUUAUCUCGUAGGAGGGUCGUUUAGAGCGACCAUCUUGAGGAAGGACCAAACCUUUUGAUGGACGCACAACUUUUCAGGUGUCGCCUUUUGGUUUUUUUUUUUUUUGACUUUUGGGUGACGUGCUUCUGUUUCCGUACUGCUGGCGUUUUUUUAAUUAGACGGGCGUUAUGGUGCUCUCAUGUGUGACUGGCAAUCGGAGGGCUGGAUGAUUUUCUCAACUGCUUCCUUUUCUCUCCAUUUUCUUCUUAUAAAGUGUUUAACUAUUGGAUGUUGUCCUCUUUUGAAACGCACUCCACUCUUCACACAGUGUGGCCUCUUUUGAACGCUGAGCUCCUGGUGAAGUCACCACUGGUGUCACUUAGCAAGCACAAGGGCUCGUCGGUGAGCGGAGUGGCGGCAGAGGUGACGACGUUCCUCCAUUUUGUUUAGUCACACUAGAAUUAAGGUCUGUCAAACACUAAGAAUGUUGUUUUUUUUUU